UAUGCCUGGACACACAUGAUUCUUUUAACUGUUUUUGCGCAAUCUUCUUUCAUGGUAGCAAAUAUAUUUGAAGGAAUGUUCAUGUUUCUUCUACCUGCUUCACUCAUUGUGAUCAAUGACAUUGCUGCCUAUUUAUUUGGGUUCUUUCUCAAUAGAACACCAUUGAUCAAGUUAUCUCCAAAGAAAACAUGGGAAGGCUUUAUUGGUGCAUCAGUGACAACCACCAUUUUUGCUUUCCUAUUAGCGAAUGUAAUGGGUCGCUUCCAGUGGUUUACAUGCCCAAGAAAGGACCUGUCAACAGGAUGGCUUCAGUGUGAUCCUGGCCCUAUGUUUAGGCCUGAGCGUUAUUAUCUGGGAGAUUGGGUACCACAUUGGGUAAGAAGAUAUCCUUUUCAAUUUGCACCACCACAGCAGCCACCAAAGGAAAGAUUGAAGGAUUGCCUCCCCAAUGGAGCUAGCCGCGGCUCCAUCGCUGAUAUGCAGCUUUACGGAACUCCAAGGUAG
Molecule: messenger RNA, 504 nt
Organism: Triticum dicoccoides
Lineage: Eukaryota; Viridiplantae; Streptophyta; Magnoliopsida; Poales; Poaceae
Product: phosphatidate cytidylyltransferase 1-like
Exons: 5
Coding region: 16-504 (162 amino acids)
Cellular component (GO): endoplasmic reticulum membrane
Molecular function (GO): phosphatidate cytidylyltransferase activity
Source: RefSeq, a predicted model, not a curated record